AUGUCUGAGCCGCUCGCCGUCGUGACUCCCAAGGAAACUCCUCGUGCUCCGUACGCCAUCCAGCUGGACGAUACGCUAGUUCCCGAGGUGGUUGUACCCUGUACGCCCGAGGGCGACGGCCCCAGUGCCUACAAGCGCAUCGACGACGACAUCGUGCUCGGCAUCGCGACUGGAUACUGGAGCACGAACCUCUUCGACAGCUUCGACGACCUUGUGCCGAACGCGUUCAUGGCGACGUUGUGUCCGUGCGUGUCGCUCGCCCAGAUUUCCAGCCGACUGGGCAUGGUGCCGUUCAACACGGCGCUGCUGUUCUUCGCGCUGCUGUGCUCCCUGGAACUGCUCGUAGUGGUGCUCACGAUCCAGCAGUUCGUCUCCGUGGCGAUCCUCGGACACAACGAGACGUUCCACUACUUCCACGCGCACCGCGUGGUCGAGCCCCGCCCAGCGAUCAACGGAAUGCUCGUGACGGUUGCAGUGCUGGCCCACGCGACGCUCGCCACUGCGCUGUGGGUACUGCGGAAGCGCAUCCGCAGCCAGUUCAUGAUCCCAGGCUCCAGCGCCAACGACUGCACGUCCGUCACCUGCUGCCCGUGCUUCGCGACGGCGCAGAUGGCCACGCACAUCAAGAGCUACAAGCCUGGAUCGUGCUCUUUUGCUCCCGUGGACACGCUGCCUCGCUACCAGUGA
Molecule: messenger RNA, 687 nt
Organism: Phytophthora sojae
Lineage: Eukaryota; Oomycota; Peronosporomycetes; Peronosporales; Peronosporaceae
Exons: 1
Coding region: 1-687 (228 amino acids)
Source: RefSeq, a predicted model, not a curated record